Messenger RNA from Misgurnus anguillicaudatus (oriental weatherfish), 1400 nucleotides. The record is from RefSeq and is a predicted model, not a curated record. NCBI's taxonomy places the organism in Eukaryota, Metazoa, Chordata, Actinopteri, Cypriniformes, Cobitidae.
UUUGGUGAUGGAGUGAAGUCAGUGUCAGUGAUGGAGGGAGAUUCUGUUACUCUACACACUAAUAUUACUGAACUACGAAGUAAAGAUGUGAUAGUUUGGAGGUUUGGAUCACAAGGGUCUCUCAUAGCUCGAAUCAAUAGAGAGGCCAAUACAGUCUUAAUAAAUGCUGAUGUUCUUGAUGGGAGAUUCAGAGACAGACUGCAAAUGAAUGAUCAGACUGGAGAUCUCACCAUAACAAACAUCACAACCAAUCACACUGGAGAUUAUCAACUGACCUUUAGCAGCAAUCAGAAGACCUCAUACAGAUUCAAUGUUACUGUCUAUGCUCGUCUGCCCAUUCCUGUCAUCAGCAGAAUCUCUCCACAAAACUCCUCUUCUUCAGAAAGCUCAAAUUGUUCCUUAUUGUGUUCAGUUUUGAAUGUGAGAGAUGUGAGUCGUCUGUCCUGGUACAAAGGAAACAGUUUAUUGUCCAGCAUCAGUGUGUCUGAUCUCAACAACAGCAUCUCUCUUCAUCUGAAGUGUCUGGAUGAUUCUUACAGCUGUGUAGUGAACAAUCCCAUCAGUAAUCAGACUCAACAUCUCAACACUGAUCUCUGUCAGACGUGUUCAGACUGUUUUUGCUGUUGUUAUGGUCCUGUAGCUGUGAUCCGAUUGGUUCUCUCUGUUCUGGUGGGUGUGGCUGCCAUUGCUGUUGUGGUUUAUGACAUCAGAACCAGAGGAGAUCAACAGAAGAAAAGAUCACAGACAUUAUACAAUCACUAAUGAGCUCUAUCUUCUUACAUAGAUGGUGGUAUCACUGCAAAAGCUUACCUGUUUAUAUCAAUUUUCACUGAACUUAUUUUAUAUUAAGCUAAAUGUUAGAUUGAUUGUUUUAGUUAAACAUUAUUGUUGUAUUAAUGCUUGAGACUAUCAAAGUUCAAUUUCAGAUAGUGUAAAUGGUCCAUUUGUCUUACAAUUAAACUAAAAUAUAUGGCUCUGUAACCCAUUCAUUUUAAUUGAAACAACUGUGAUUGAUGAAUUGUGAAUUUGAUUUGCAACAUACAGUGGCAUGUGAAACUUUAUAUUAUGCUUAUAAUAGUGAAUAAUGAUUUACAGAAUAAUGUGAAUGUGUAAUUUUCAUCUACUGUUUUAACGCAAUAGCACUUAUUUUCGUAACAAUUAUUAUUAUUAUAUGGGAGGUGUUUCAUAGACCAUUAACAUUCAACACUUUAUUUUUGUUACAUUCCUGUGAAGACAGUAUGUGUUUGCAUCAUAGAGCUGCUUUAAUUGCCUGUGAUGUCAUCGUAAAAGAUGCCACUUUUAAAGUUCAACCAUUGCGACAGGGUUGACUAUUUAUUGUUUGUCAAAUAUCUGUAUACAUUUGUUAUAUAGCAAUGUAAUGUGAUAUAAACUACACCUCA